AUGGCUUUGCCCGGCCGCAGGUCCAAGAACCCCAAGACACUGGCUUUCCUUCUAGUGGGUGUGACUUUUGUGGUGCUGCACCAGUGGUUUCUCCAGGAGCCCACGCAGAAGAACACUGAAGUCCCCACCGCUGCUCCCUGGUCUUCCGCGGCUGCGGUGCAGCUGUCACCACACCUCCAGGCGCCCCCUUGCGUGGCCAACGGCUCUGUGAACCUCACGGUCGGCUUCCAGGAGCUGCCCGCCCGGAUCCAAGACUUCCUACGCUACCGCCAUUGCCGCCGCUUCCCGCAGCUGUGGGACGCGCCCCACAAGUGCACGGGCCAUCGCGGCGUCUUCCUGCUGCUGGCCGUGAAGUCUUCGCCCGCGCAUUACGAGCGGCGGGAACUGAUCCGGCGCACGUGGGGCCAGGAGCGUACCUACGGAGGGCGGCAGGUACGUCGCCUCUUCCUGCUGGGGACCUCCCCUCCCGACGAGGCGGCCCGCGAGCCUCAGCUGGCCAGCCUGCUGGACCUGGAGGCGCGCGAGCACGGCGACGUGCUGCAGUGGGACUUCGCGGACACCUUCCUCAACCUCUCGCUCAAGCACGUGCACCUGCUGGAGUGGACAGCCGAGCGCUGCUCGGGUGCGAGCUUCCUGCUCAGCUGCGACGACGACGUCUUCGUGCACACGGCCAACGUGGUGCAUUUCCUGGAGGUGCAAUCGCCCGAGAGUCACCUCUUUACCGGGCAGCUCAUGGACGGUUCUGUGCCCAUCCGCGACAGCUGGAGCAAAUACUUCGUGCCCCCGCAGCUCUUCCAGGGCAAGGCCUACCCAGUGUACUGCAGCGGCGGCGGCUUCCUCCUGUCCAGCCGCACAGCCCGCGACCUGCUCAGCGCGGCGCGCCAGGUCCCGCUUUUUCCCAUCGACGACGCUUACAUGGGCAUGUGUCUGAAGCAGGCCGGCCUGGCGCCCAGCCCCCAUGAGGGCAUCCGGCCCUUUGGCGUGCGGAUGCCGGGCGCGGAGCGCUCGUCCUUCGACCCCUGCGUGUACCGCGAGCUGCUGCUGGUGCACCGCUUUGCACCCUAUGAGAUGUUGCUCAUGUGGAAAGCGCUGCACAACCCGCAGUUGCACUGCAACCGCAGACACCAGGCAGGCCCUCCCGAGAACAGAAAGCUGGGGAGCUGA
Chionomys nivalis (European snow vole) is the source of this 1164-nucleotide messenger RNA. RefSeq names its product UDP-GlcNAc:betaGal beta-1,3-N-acetylglucosaminyltransferase 6 (gene B3gnt6). The transcript has a single exon. Gene Ontology annotation, molecular function: hexosyltransferase activity. The record is from RefSeq and is a predicted model, not a curated record. NCBI's taxonomy places the organism in Eukaryota, Metazoa, Chordata, Mammalia, Rodentia, Cricetidae. Bases 1 to 1164 code for a protein of 387 amino acids. Gene Ontology annotation, cellular component: membrane.